Messenger RNA from Paramuricea clavata, 6368 nucleotides. NCBI's taxonomy places the organism in Eukaryota, Metazoa, Cnidaria, Anthozoa, Malacalcyonacea, Plexauridae. The record is from the annotation of a GenBank genome assembly.
AUGGUCGGUCUCAUUUUUGAACCACACCCACCGACCGCGAAGAAAUUUCUUCCGUACGUGCGGAAGAAAUUUUACGUGUAUUUGAAUAUAAAAAGAACUAAGGGAUUCAAGAGCGGAUUAAGUGGUUGCAGUGGGAUUAUGUGGAUUAUAAUCUGUUAAAUUGAAAUAAAAACAAGGUCGCAGGUGAGACUAUAAAAUCUUGGCGAAGGUGUCCUGCAUUUCAGAACUUCUGAGCUUUACCUGGAUCUUAUCAAGAGCAACAGUUACAGAAUAUACUAUUUACAGGUACGUUUAUCAUUCAGGAUUGAUGUUCGUAUAUUGUCGUGUAUGAAUUAACAGAGCUGGUUUGCUGUCUUGAAACCCAUAAAUGUCUAGACAUUUCAGCGAUCAUUGAAAGAAAUCAGAUGUCGAAAAACUGCGAUUGUAUAUAGGUGCUGUAUUCAGAUUUUAUUAUUAUUAUUACUUAUGCUUAAAAAUACCCACCUUCUCUAAUAUUAAAUUACAGUAUGUUUACAAAGUUCUAAAAAGGUGAUAUAGAUAUAUUUACAAUCAAGGACGCCGGAGCGUUAAAGAGCAGGAGGGGCAAUGCGAGCAUGAAGGGCAGUCGAUAGAAAAUACGUAGCCACGCCCUUUUAAUGGGAUUUCGAUGAUUUCCAAAGUUUCGUCAAAGCCCAUCGCUGCUAUUUUGGUGUUGUCCAAUAUUGAUCUGAGGAGAAUAUCUUUCGCAUAUUUCAGAAGUGUGUUAGUUGAUAGACCUUCAGUGCAUUAGAAAAUUCCCACAAAGACGUCAGAAACUUCGUAUUCAGAUGUGCAUAUCCUGACGAAAAACGAUAGUUUCUCUUUCUUAAAUACGUCUGAGGACAGAGUAGAAAUCAUUUUCCCGUCCAUUGUCCAAUAAAUCCGUUCAGCCUUCAAAACUAUAGCAUUUGCUUUAGUUCUUCAGAGUAUCAUGUGCUGUAACAUAUAGCGUUUGUCUUCUAACAGUAACUCCAAACCCUUGUCAUUGAUCGCGCGCCUUGUCUAGAUCAAACUGAUGUAUAAACCUGAAAAUAAUAUUUACCCCAAAAAUAUUAAAUUUGACAAGAAAAAACAAUUAUUGAAAGUAAAAAAUAAGAAGCGUACUCGAACUCUAGACGUGAGGCCUCAUUUCCCCAUACUUUUACGCCAAUAAUAUUUAUGCUAAAAGGCUACCUUUGCCCCCCUUGCGCCCCUUAGGAAAGGGCAAGGGGGUACUUGCCCCCCCCCCCCGCGCCCGCCUCUCCGGCGUCCCUGUUUACAUUUGUUAAUAUUUGCAUAUUGGAAACUUAUUAUAGCUAGAGUAUUAAUUAACAAUUAUUUGCCGAAGGCGAGGUGAUCAUCGGUGAAUAAAAACGGAGACGAAGUCGAGGUUUUUAUUCACGAUAAUCACCAAGCCUGAGGUGAAUAAUUGUUUUAGUAUAAUUUCAUAGGUGAUUAUUUGGGAAAAAAAUAAGAAAAUACACAUUUCUUCAUCAUUUAAUUGACAAAAAGGCUUCGGCCGCCAUUUUGAAAAUCGCUUAGGUGAUUAUCGCGUAAUAAUCACCUCAACGGCAACCAAUCAGCGUGGAGAAUUUUCAAUAAUCACCUAUGUAAUUAUACUAAUGGCUGAUAUAAACUGCUGAAAAAACAGAUAUCGUUCUGUUCUAUGUUUAAUUGUUGUUCAAUGUAUUCACGUUUCUUAUUGUUCGUUAUCAUAGUUAUAUUGUUUCUAUGGGCGCUGCAAUAUGAUUUAACUGAGGACUCCCUUUUCCGAUAUUUUCCAUGGUGUUGCAUGGCAGAGUGAUAAUGAGUUAUAUUGUUAUGCUAAUGAGUUUAAAAGCCAUCUUCUCUUCGAUGGGCUGGUCUAAUAAAUGUUUAUAAAUUUCCACUCGAUUAUUUACAUCCUUCCACCUACAAACGUACUUCAUUUGACCAGCAGACAAUUUCGCGAAAUAUAUGUAACAUGCACCUCGAAUAUUAUAAAUUAGUCUUGUAAAUCCAAGAUUUGAGCUAUGGAAUGGAAAAACUAUAUUUCUACAGGGUAGCCCAUUCAGCUCAAUCGCUGCUGCCCAUAGGGGCGCUGUAUAUUGAAAGAAGACCGACAAAAUUGAAGGUUGUUUCAAUAACUGAAGCAACAAGAUUUACAUUUCGUUAUCUUACAAACCUCUGCUAUUUCCUUGACUUUCUCUGUUGCCCGUUGGCUGAAAAAUAUUGUUUGUGUACCUAUUUCAUAAAACGUAUUUCGCAAACCAUUUGAAGUUCAUGGUGUUAGAUUGUCGUUGACAUGUGACCCUUGGAUAAUGAUCAUUCAGCCAACCAGGUUAUGAUUACGCAGUCUGUGGUAGAAAGAAUGGGAGGCCAGCCCCCAAGAACGGAAAUUUCAUGUAGAACAAAAGGGUACAGUUUCCCUUAGUCUUUAUACGAUUUUUAGCCAGGGGUGUCAGAAAAGUUCUCACAGCGAUAACUGGCUUAUGGUAGGCAAGCGUUCAUGCAUACUUAUUAUGAUAAGUACCAAAUGAAGUGUUUGUGGGGCCUUUGUGUUGCAGUGGCUGAGUUAAAACGUCAUAGAGAAACGCGAAAGUCAUUAUUGGUAAAUCAUUUUAACUUCUUCAGCACCACUUCAGAGUCACGAAACUGAUAUAUCUGCAAACACACUGCAACGAUAUGCAGUGUUCCAUCGCGCUUGCCGAGAUUACGAUGAAGUUGUAUAAUUGGUGCCUGCAAAACUUGUAUACAUUUCACUCAUGCAUUUCAGUCAUAAUUCACAAUGAAAUGCAACACAAACAUCAUAGCGAUUUUAGUAUCUUUCUUCAUUUAUGUACAUGAAAAAGCAUUUUUUCAGUAACACGCAGUCGAGGAAAUUAGCAUAGGUUUAUAAGAUAACGAAAUUAGUGUAACAUCUUGUUGUUUCAGCUGUUGAAACAACCCUGAAUUUGUUGUCUUGUUCAAAAAACGAGUUUACGAGAUAAUAAUAUUCGAAGUGUGUUUGAAUUUUAUUUAUUGUUCUCGUUUGAUCGGACGCGAGAGUACGGAAAACUCUCAUGCAAACUUUCGCUUCUCAACUCUCAUCAAUUUCUCAGAUGAAAAAUUUCUCAUAUGAACACCCCAGCUAGUUUACUGGGGUGAUUACUGUCAUCCGGGUUUUGCCGUUUAAUUUAACACAUGUUAUUUAGUUCUAUAUUUGUUUUAUAAACCAGUAUUAAAUAUGCAGCCAAGACAUAUCCUUUGUGUGCGUAUUUCAUUAAACGUAUUUCGUAUACCAUUCGCAGCUGCCGCUAACAUGUGACCCCUCGAUUAAAUAAUAAUCUUUCCUAUUAUUAAUUUUCAUUAAUCUUGGAUUGAGCAGACCAAGUUGUGAUUAUGCAAUCUGCAAAAAUAAUUCUGUCCUCCAGAACGGAAAUCUCACAUAUGAAUACAAUGAAUACUCACAUAUGAAUACUUUUCAGUACAUGAAUACAAACUGCGAAGGCAUGGUCCAUCGAUCCCUUAGUCAUUACGAGUUUUACCUAGGGAUGUUAGAAAGUUCUCACAGGAUAACUGCAGGUCUAUAUAUUCUACAACAGGGCAUAAACGAUUUCGUAAAUUGAUUACUAGUAGCUCGGUCUUUGUCCCCUUCAAUUCCAAUUUAUUUUUGACCAUCUACAAAUCAAUCUCUUUCACACACCCAAAAGCGAGAUAUAACUGUGACUUAUAAUUGUGUUUUUUAAAAUCAAUAAAAUAUGUUAACUUGUUAGACUUGUUUAUUCCAAAGCCGUCCUCAGAAUUCGUAUUUAAUGAUGAUAAAAUUUCAUUAAAUACAUAGAAAAAUAAAAUGUCAGUCUGUCGUACUCAUUAAGAUUUUCAUUCAGUGAAUUUUAUAUUACGAGGGUAUAUUUUAAGAAUUUAAUUGUUUUAAAAAGUUUUCAUUUUUUCACAGGAUAUUUUUUCGAGUCCUCGUCAAAUUGUGAAGAAUGAAAGUUUUGUUGCCUUUCGCUUGUGUCGUUCUGUUCGUUGCGUUCGCGACAGAAGAUACUGUAGGAGGUUGGUAUCAUCCUUCGUACAAACUUGAAUAGCAAUGAUUUUCAUUGUUUUUUCUUGAAAUUAAAGCUCAGGGUAAACUAGGUAACAUUUAGGAAACUACAGUUCUCUUGUCUUAAGGGAAGCAGACCAAUCCCAAACUGUGUUAGAAACUGGGACCGACCAUAGACAUAACAUAAUAUUUUAUAGUACAUAUCAUCAAUAUUGUUUAUAUUAUAGCAGUUUUAAACUGAACCUUUCACAAUUUUUAAAUAUUUUAAUAUUAUCUUUGUAAUAUCACGUUUUUUAAAUUUUUAUGAAUUUACAAUGUGGUAAUUAUUAAAAAUCAAUCAAUCAAUCAAUCAAUCAAACAUUGUUUCCUAACCUGUGGUCACGUUUUCUUGGCGAAAGACACACCAUUGUAGGAUUACGAGUGUCUGGUUUGGGUGAAUUAGAUAACCAGGCCCUGUGUAAUUGAUCUUAAGCAACUCAUCAAUAAAUAAUUCAAUGACUCAUUACCUUAAAAGAUUCAUUGAAAAACGUCAAAGAUGCCCCACAAUCACUUUCCCCUGUAGUUGUGGCAUUCUUGUGCCAAAUGUUUCCAGGAAGUUAAUCUUGUACUUGUAGAAUAAUCUUUUGCUGAGGAACGAAACAGAAUAGUUGUUGAAUGAAAUAUAAGUUUUGUCCUUUUUACAUUUGGAGAAAUAAAAAAAAAUUAAGUUCUUAGGAAAGGUUUUUGCUUUAUGUUUGGAUGGGAAGUAAAUUCUAUAAAUUUCUGCGACAACUAUGUAUAAUGUUUGAGGAACAUCGAAAUUUAAUGUUUACCAACUGAAAGUUUCCUAAUUUGAAGGGUGGUGUUAAAUGCCGUGGUUUGAACUUUAAUCGCCAACUAAAAGCCAAGAAGAAUAUAUUUCUCCGUCUGUUUUGUCAACACGACAUCAGACGGGCCGGCAAGAAAAUAUCAGGCAGAAUUAGUCCCCAAAAUGGAAGAGCCGUUGCCACUAUUCUGUCUGGUUCGUCGAUAGUAAGCAACUCAUCAGCAAUAAUUAAGUGACUCGUUAUAUUUAUGUUCAGAGUCUCACUGUCUCCUCCGCAGGCCCUUCUAUAUAUAGAUUGAAUUAAAAAUUCCGUAAUAUAGAGAUCAGUGGCGUGCAUUGCAAGUCCGAUAAAGACGCACGCCUCAGCCGGACGCCCGCAACUAAGGACGAAGGCGAAAAGAAAAAUGGGAAGACGAGACAUUCCCCUUUCGCACUAAUUAUUAAUUUUAUUAAUAUUAUAUAAUAUAUUAAUAUUACUAAAUAUUAAUAUAUUAAUUAUUCAAUUUCCUCAUUAAUUAUUCUGAUUAUUUGUUUUCCUCUUAAUUAUUCAGGUUUUUUCGUUUUCCUCCUAAUUAAUUAUUCGUUUUUUUCCUAAUUAAUUAUUUGUUAGCAAAAAAGCCCGAACGAAGUUGUCCUACAAUCAUAUUCCCGUGUACCCGUAUGCGAAGUGUUUGUGCGAACAUUCGACGGGCCAUUAAAGGCGGCAAACCAGCUCGUCUACAUCGCAUCACGGACAGAAGAGCCAUAAAUAAUAACGCACGUCUCGCUAAAUGCGCAGGCAAAAUAUGUGCCCAGUAUCCGUUCGCUACAACCAAACAAGGUACGGAGUAUCAGCAUUAAAUGAAAUUUCCCCACAGGAGAGGCGACCCGUGAUUCACAAGUUUGUUUUUUAGAGUAGUGACCAUAUGGUGUCUUCAUGCAGAGAUGUCUGUCUUAGAGAGCUUUCUGUAUUAGAAUUUCUGUAUUAGAGAAAUACUCAUUAGCUGUGAUCUUUGCAUAGCAAAGCCUUGCUUGGGAAGGAAUAUAUAGAGAUAUCUAUAUUUAAGAGAUACCCAAAUCAGGAAGGUUUCUGCAUUAGAUAUGUGUUCGUAUAAGAGAGGUGUCUGUAUUAGAUGGAGAAGUCUCCGUAUAAGAAAGGUGGCUAGAUAACAAAGAUGUGCCAGCAUUAAAAGGGAGUACAUGUUAGAAAUGUGUGCCGGCAUUAGAGAGGUGUCCGCACUGAAGAGACGAACGUAUUAGGAAGGUGUGUCUGUAUUAGAGUGGUACCCGUAUUAGAGAGAUGUCUCUAUUGGAGAGAUGUCGGUAGUGAUGAGACGAACGUAUUAGAUUUAAGGUAUGUCUGUAUUAGAGCGGUGCCCAUAUUAGAGAGAUAUCCGUAUAGAGAAAAGUCCGCAGUGAAGAGACGAACGUAUAUUAGAAAGGUAUGCGUAUUUGAGUGGAUCUAUAUUCGUCAUUAUUACUUUUGGCAUGCAGCCUUACAGAGCCGGUCUUAACCAUCAAUAUUUUCUUCUUUUUUUCUAGGUGGAAAAGGUGCUUUUGUAAAGUCUGUCCCAAGAG